Molecule: messenger RNA, 1371 nt
Organism: Arachis duranensis
Lineage: Eukaryota; Viridiplantae; Streptophyta; Magnoliopsida; Fabales; Fabaceae
Product: putative GEM-like protein 8
Exons: 4
Coding region: 156-854 (232 amino acids)
Source: RefSeq, a predicted model, not a curated record
AUUGAGUCUCUAGAAUCUAUAUUCAACUACCUAGUUUUCAUCCCCUUAUAUAUAUACCUCUAUUGAAUUCAAGGGACUGAUCAAACCCAAGUGACCUUAACUUGCUCUCACCAAUCUUGUAUACUCAGAUCACUCCUCUUCACUAAUAAUCAAUCAUGCAGACCUCAUCAAUUCUUCAAGAUUUGUUCAUUGGAAAUCCAAUCAUCUCAGCAGCAUGUGAUCAGCUGCAGAAGACAGUUAACAGAUACUACUUGCCUGAUCCUGUCAUUGCCCAAUCUCAGUACUCAACAAAGGCAUCAAAACAAAGUAGACUAUACUCCAUUAUAAACAAGCUUGUAAAGAAAGCAGAUAGUAGUCAUUCACAAGGAGUUCAAGAACAUGUGAGAUUGGGGACAAAGAUAUCUGAAACUGUUAAGGAGAAGUUGAGAUUAGGGGCUCAUAUUCUUCAGGUUGGUGGAGUGGAGAAAGUCUUCAAGCAAUUCUUUAGGGUGAAAGAAGGGGAGAGGUUAUUGAAAGCGUCACCAUGCUAUCUAUCGACGACGUCAGGCCCUCUAGCAGGUCUGCUCUUUGUCUCCACCGACAAGGUUGCCUUCUGCAGCAAUAGAUCAAUGAAGGUCUACAGCCGGGAAGGCCAGAUGUGCAGGAUCCGUUAUAAGGUUGUCAUUCCGCUCAAGAAAGUCAAGUGUGUGAACCAAAGUGAAAGUAUUCAAAAACCAAAACAGAAGUUUAUAGAGAUAGAUACAGUGGACAAUUAUGAAUUCUGGUUUAUGGGUGUCUUACAGUAUCAGAAAACUUUCAAAUAUCUUGAGCAGGCAAUUUCACAAGCUUACAUGAAGAAAGAGUCACCCUUUUGAGCCUAUAAGCUGAGUCACAAAAAUUCAUGUUCUGAGGAUACACAUUAAGAUUCAAGAGAUGAUAGUUAGCAAUAAAAAUGGGUAGCCAUAAGUGAAGAGUGAAGAUGCAGGGCUUCAUUUAGGAUGCAGAGAACAUCUUAUUGGGCUUCAUCUUUUCACCUAAUGUCUGAGUACAAACAAUUAGAUGGCACUUGUCACUGUAAACCUGAAACCAAGUUUAUCAAAUUUGAGAUUGUAGAGCAUAAGUAAACUUGAAUCCUAAGAGUCAGCUCGUAAGCUCGUAAGAGUUUACACGAAAACUCGAUUUGGGUACAAGUCAACUCAAGAUUUUGAUAAUGUUGCAUGUGAUGUUGAAUAGAAAAGAUUGUUAUCAUCUGAGGUGCAGAGAAUAUGGCAUUGCUGUCCCCAUGUUUGCAUAUAAACUUUGCUGCCCAGUUGUAAGCUUUCAGGCUCAACUAUUUUUGUAUCUAUGAUGUAAAAUUUUCAGGAGCUACAUUUUGCAUUUCGGAUUGCAAUU